Molecule: messenger RNA, 1909 nt
Organism: Prunus persica (peach)
Lineage: Eukaryota; Viridiplantae; Streptophyta; Magnoliopsida; Rosales; Rosaceae
Product: UDP-glycosyltransferase 76F1
Exons: 2
Coding region: 457-1830 (457 amino acids)
Molecular function (GO): UDP-glycosyltransferase activity
Source: RefSeq, a predicted model, not a curated record
GCGGGAGGAGAAGGAUGUUAUUUUUUAAAAUUAUUAUAGCGAAAGAGAAUUGACAACCAGCUUCACCCCGUUGGACUAAGCCAACUUGUAUUCUUCCACCUCGUUGACUUAUUCAAGUGUUAGCAAACAUUGCCAUCUGUGGGUGACUAAAUGUUUGUAAAGGAUAAGUAUGGCUCUCCAAAUUCAUCGAAAAGUCUGCCAUACGUAUUAAUCUAAGGACCUAAAAGUUUUAAGUCGUGAGAUCAGCGGCUGAGAAAAAUAUUUUACUUUGAAUUCAAACCCUCCACUGACCCAUCAAUCACAAAGGGUUGUGGUGUGGGUUGCCUGUGUAGACCAGUCAUAUGAAUCUCACAAUAAAGAAAAAUAUAUUGCCUGUAAGAAUUCAAGUAAGUAGCAAAGUAUGAGAAUCUCAGAAUCAGAAGCCCAAGCAAACAGAGUCAGUGAUUCUGAAUUCUAAUGGAGCAAAGCCGAGGCCUGAGAUUGAUACUUCUCCCACUGCCAUUUCAAGGCCAUAUAAACCCCAUGCUACAACUGGGCAACCUUCUUCACUCCAAAGGCUUUUCCAUAACCAUCGUCCACACCAAGUUCAACUCUCUCAACCCUUCAAGCCACCCACACUUCACCUUCCACUCAAUCCCUGUCGACUUAUCUGAAUCGGAAAAAGCUUGCCGUCCUGUUUCUCUUCUAAACGCUAAAUGUGUUGAGCCUUUCAGGGAAUGCUUGGCUACCUUGUUAUCCGAUGCAGAGGAGGAUCCUGUUGCUUGCUUGAUCUCAGACCCUUUCUUUCACUUCACUCGAUCAGUUGCAGAGAGCUUUGAGCUCCCAAGGAUUUUGAUAAGGACUGGGGGCGCCACUUCCCUUGUUGUUUAUGCUGCUUUUCCACUCUUGAAGGAAAAGGGUUACUUCCCAAUUCAAGAUUCUCGACUAGAAGAGCCGGUGACAGAGCUGUCACCUCUCAAAGUUAAAGACCUGCCCGGGAAGGACAAUUCUGACCCUGAGAGUAUUUACCAACUGAUAACCAACAUGGCAAAUGAACCCAAGGCCUCAUCUGGACUCAUUUUCAACACUUUCGAAGACCUUGAACAACAUGCACUUGCCACACUUCGCCAAGAAACUUACCCCAAUAUUCCAAUUUUCCCAAUAGGCCCAUUUCACAAGUGUGACUCUGCACCCUCUUCUUCAACUGGCUUAUUAGCAGAAGACCAGAGUUGCAUUUCAUGGCUAAACACUCAAGCACCGAAAUCUGUUGUGUAUGUUGGCUUUGGGAGCAUUGCUGCAGUCAAAGAGGCUCAGUUUUUGGAGAUAGCUUGGGGACUAGCCAACAGCAACCAUCCAUUCUUGUGGGUGGUUCGACCCGGAUUAGUCCAUGGAUCAUCAGAACCAUUGCCUGAUGGGUUUCUCGAGAGUUUGAAUGGGAGGGGUCACAUUGUGAAAUGGGCUCCACAAAAAGAAGUGCUGGCCCAUCCAUCUGUUGCAGUGUUUUGGACUCACAGCGGCUGGAAUUCUACAUUGGAAAGCAUCUGUGAGGGGGUCCCUAUGAUUUGCAUGCCAUGUUUCGGUGAUCAAAUGGCCAAUGCAAGAUAUGUGAGCCAUGUUUGGAAGGUUGGGGUGCAGAUAGAGCAUGGCAUCGAGAGAGCUGAGAUUGAAAGAACCAUUAAUUUGUUAAUGGUGGAGAAAGAAGGGGAAGAGAUCAGAGACAGAGCAAUGGAGCUAAUGGAGAAGGCAAAUCUUUGCCUCAAAGAAGGUGGCACUUCAUACCAAUCUUUGGAUGGCUUGGUCAAACAUAUUUUAUCAAUAAAAUCCUUUGCUUUUGGAAAGCAGAGUGAGUGAUCAUGAAUUUGUUUGUAUGUGUCCUUUAUUACAAAACCAGAAGCGAACAGCAAACCGAUUGAAAGUGAGACUCUGUUUC